This is a messenger RNA of Wyeomyia smithii (pitcher-plant mosquito), 1855 nucleotides long. RefSeq names its product probable cytochrome P450 9f2. The record is from RefSeq and is a predicted model, not a curated record. Gene Ontology annotation, molecular function: monooxygenase activity; oxidoreductase activity, acting on paired donors, with incorporation or reduction of molecular oxygen; heme binding. The coding region runs from base 40 to 1656 and encodes 538 amino acids. NCBI's taxonomy places the organism in Eukaryota, Metazoa, Arthropoda, Insecta, Diptera, Culicidae. The transcript is spliced from 2 exons.
ACUCUCUUAUCUUCAGUGACAUAACGCUAGGUGAACAAGAUGGAAGUAGAGCUUGCUUACGUUCUUUCCUUUUUAAUCGUGGUUGGAUUUUUGUACCGCUGGUUAAACAAGAACCGUGAUUAUUUCCGCGACAAACCAAUUCCUUCGAUUCCGAUUAAACCCAUCCUAGGCAGCACGGGACCUCUGUUUUUGAAGCAAGUUGCGCUGGCCAAUUUCGUCAAAUCUCUGUACGAGAAGUAUGCCGGUUCGAAAGUUGUUGGAUUCUUCGACAUCAACAGUCCGAUGUACAUGUUCCGUGACCCCGAGUUAAUCAAGAAGAUUGGAGUGAAGGAUUUCGACCACUUUAUGGAUCAUCGACCCGUGUUAGGCAAAAAUUACGUAGACCACUCGGAGACGUUGUUUCCGAAGACGUUGUUCGCGCUAAGCGACCAAAAGUGGAAAAACAUGCGGGCGACCCUCAGUCCGGCCUUUACCGGAUCCAAAAUGCGCCAAAUGUUCGACCUGGUGCGAGAGUGCUGUGAAAGGUUGGUUAAGUUUUACCAGGACGAAAUCGGUUCCGAGCGGAUUGGGCGGGAAUACGAAAUGAAGGAUGUGUUUUCGAGGUUCACGAACGAUGUGAUUGCUACUGCUGCGUUCGGAAUUAAAGUGAAUUCCUCGCAAGACCGCGAUAACGACUUUUACGUUCAGGGAAAGAAAAUGAUGCAGUUUAACAGAUUAUCGGUUGCUUUUCGAGUUAUUGGCUAUCGACUUCUUCCAUCGGUGCUCAGCCUUUUUGGGGUGGAUAUAAUUGACCAAGAGCAGAGGAAAUAUUUUUCUUCAAUCAUUAGAGAGGCUGUGAAAACUCGUGAGGCACAACGAAUCAUUCGACCAGACAUGAUCAAUCUCUUGAUGGAGGCCAGAAAGGGUCUUCUGCAGCAUCAGAAGGAAUCGGAACAGAAUGAGGGAUUUGCAACAGUGGAAGAAUCAGAAAUUGGAAAGGCUCGAGUUGCGAAACUAAUUACAGAAGCGGAGAUGAUUGCUCAGUGCUUGAUUUUCUUCCUGGCUGGGUUUGAUACGGUGUCAACUUGCUUGACCUUCCUGAUCUACGAACUUACUCUGAACCGAGAUGUUCAGGAUAAGCUUUACGAGGAAAUUAUGGAAACGUAUCAUUCGCUGGACGGACAAUCAUUAACCUACGACGCAUUACAGAAGAUGAAGUACAUGGAUAUGGUCGUAUCGGAGGCGCUUCGAAUGUGGCCACCGAUAGCGGCGAUGGAUCGCCUUUGCGUUCGGGACUACGAAUUGGAUGAUAUGGAAGGAUUACGGUUUACCAUCAGCAAAGGUACCGGAGUAUGGCUCCCCAUCCAUGGGCUGCAUCACGAUCCCAAGUAUUAUCCAACUCCGGAAAAGUUCCUACCGGAACGGUUUAGCGACGAGAACAAGUCCAGCAUCAACCUGGGAUCCUACUUGCCAUUCGGUAUUGGACCAAGAAACUGUAUCGGGUCACGAUUUGCGCUGAUGGAAGUGAAAGCGAUAGUGUACUAUAUGUUGAAGAGUUUCACGUUCAAAAAAACUCCCAACACCCAAGUGCCACUUAUACUCAAAAAAGGAGCCUCCGGAUCGGAAGCUGAGGAGGGAGUAUUUGUUGAGUUUAGACCGCGGAAUGCGACUGAGUGAUCAAAUAAACCUUUUUUUUUUAACAAAGAAAAACUUAAUAUCGAUCCUAUUUGAUAUUUUGCAAAAAUUCACACUGCAAACCACUGGAAGAAUUUUGCAGCGAAAUCUUCGUUUACAAGAUGAGUUAAAUUUUUUUUUGCCGUAGAAUUAUGUCCUAUUUUAGUGGGGCGGCAUGUCAGAAAAAAGAAAUGGAGUGAAA